Molecule: messenger RNA, 7162 nt
Organism: Schistosoma spindalis
Lineage: Eukaryota; Metazoa; Platyhelminthes; Trematoda; Strigeidida; Schistosomatidae
Source: the annotation of a GenBank genome assembly
AUGAGAUCCAAAUCCAAAAUCUUAUCAUUUGCGAGUUGAUCAUGUUAACUACUGAGCAACAUCUUGCCGGAAUUCAUGAGUCCUUAAUUAAUUUGAUUUAAUUUGAGAAAAUAUUGUCAUUUCAUUCUGGGUCAGUCAGCUGCAAUGUAGUACCAGGUACAUAUACGCAUCGGUUCAAGUGGACACACAUUAGCACAAAAAGGUGAACACCAAAUUCAUAGAAGUAGUUACUUUAAUGGUAGUAAGAUAUAAAAUAAAGAAUGCAUUUCAGGAUAUAGUACAGGAAGAAAGUUAGUUCGUAGAAAGAAAGAUGAAAUAAUUUUAGUUCCAUAGUUUAAGGGAAGACAGAGAGUGUAUACACCUAUGCCAUUGUGAUCGAUUCUGAGCCAUGUCACACAGUCUCCAACCAUUGGUUACGAUAGUCGAGUGAGCUCCAACCAAGUAGUUUGCAUCUACCAACAUGGCUCAGACCAGAAGUUAGUGACUUCAAUGACUGAUGCCACGUUUUGGUUUGGCCGCCUUUAACUUUCUUCUAACCAUUCCCGACACUAGUGAGCAUUGCGCGUCGUGGUAAUCGGUGUACAGACAUACGCAACACGUGGCCCAACCAUCUUAGUCGAUGAAGAUUCACAACUUCAUCAAGCGAUUUACCAUCAUUCUCUAAUACCCUGUGUCUAGCCUCACUAUUACUUACCCGGUGAUCCCAGCAGAUGCGAGCAAUAUUUCUAAGACAGCUGUGAUCAAGUACUAGUAACCUUUUACUCUUAAUGGCCAGGUUUCGCAGCCGUAAAGUAGAACAGAACGAACUGCCGCGCAGUAUACUCGUCCCUUAAUUGAUAGACGGAUAUCUCGCCUUCGCCAUGGGUGACGUUAGUUGGCAAAAGCCACACAACCUUUCUGAAUCCGUGAUGAGAUUUCGUCAAACACCAACGCAUUAGGAUUGAUCAGACUCCCAAGAUAAAUAAAGUUGUCGUGUCCGACCACUUCACUCCCUAUUCUUAGUUCAGCUGUUUUCGCAGGUCAGUCUUGAAGCAACAACUUGCAUUUAGAGGGAGAGACCCGCAUUCCAUACACCCUGGCAUUGUUGCUCGAUGUCACCAGAAGACAGCAUUUUAUCAGCGUCCUCACCAAAUAGGACUGUCAUGUGCGUAUUGUAGGUCGGCAAGUAGGAGAUCAAUGUCCGGAAAUUCAGUCGACGAGAAAGUUUUCCCCAGCAGUAGGUAUAUGAUGAAAUCAAACAAAAAUGGGAAUAGUGGACAACUUUGCUCGGUACCACAUGAGGUUGCGGAAUCAGAUGACAGUUCGCCAUAAGCUCUGACUCGACUAGUAAUGUUCGAGUAAAGAGCCUUCACACCCUUUAAUGACAGAUUGCCACAGAAUCCCGUGGUCUACAGUCGAAUGCUGCUUCUAAGUCGAGGGAAACUAUCAUUGCCCGACGGCAAUAAGCAUACCUACGUCCUAAAGCAUGACGAAUAGUAAAUUUGUGGUCAAUGCAGUCAAAUCUGAAGCCAGCCAGAUUUCCUCGUGUUUGAAGUUCAUGAGUCUUUGUUAAGUACCCGAUAAUUAUUGAGGCUAGUAUUUUAGAUAUUAUAUUAGUGAAACUAAUUUCUUUAUGGUUAUCAUAGGAUGAUUUUGACCCUCUUAUAUAUUGGGACUGUAGUAACCUACUUUUGUCAACAGAACACGAUUGGUUCGAUGAAAACAAUUAUUAUUAUAACCAAUUGUACCAGUGACUGUUUUACUGUGCUCGUUUGUUUAACUGUGCUAAUAACAGCCAUUUUGGGCUUCCAUUGAAUUCCAUUGCUUUUACGCGGCUUUUGGACUACGCACGUAUCUUAUCUUGCCGUUCGCAACUGUACUCCUUUGGCACGAUCUCGGUAUUCUUUCGAUACCACGAGAUCGCCAACAAAUAUAUACGACUACUACAAUCAUAUGCCUUCUGAUAUUUUGGCCUAUCGGAAUUUUAUUGGUCUAUUGGCAAGUAGUCUUGUAGCGGUGUUCAUAGUUCAGUUCAACUCGACACUACGCUACAUUUGGUGACCCAAAUUUUGGAACACGCCUCAACUUCGGUCAAAUCUUCUGCAACUGGUGAACCUACAUCUACGACCACUUGGCAAUCGCAACCAAACCUUCCAAAGAAGUCAAUUUUGGUGAGUCUAUCGCUUAUCUAUCCACGUCUGUCAUAUAUUUCCAUAUUAAUUUUUAAUAUAUAUAUUUGACAUGACGGAUAACGAUAAGAAUAGUAUUAACGUAAUAGACUCUGACGUACAGGUUAUACACUUUCGACCUGUAUCUUUUAUUCCUCACGAUCCCGAAGUUUGGUUUGCUGCCAUAGAGUCUCAAUUUGAGACCCGUCAUAUCACAAGCCAACGGCAGAAGUACACUUAUGCUCUCGAAUGUUUACCGGGAGACCAUUUAGUAGCUGUCCGUGAGGUUGUCCUCAAUUCCAAUGUGCCCAAUGUUUACGAUCGUCUCAAGGAGGCGAUCCUCAGAUAUUUCCUCCCAUCGAGGGAGGAACGAUUGAGGACGUUAUUAGCACGUCACCCCCUGGGUGAUGCUAAACCGAGCCACCACCUCACGCGCCUGCAAUCUCUUGCAGGACCCACGGCAGCCGAUUCUGAAAUUGUUAAAGAACUGUGGCUCGAAUCUCUACCAGCAUUUAUCCAACCUACAGUUACGGCCCUGCUCGAGGACGCACCACUGAAACAGGUAGCCCUCACAGCAGACAAAAUUCUAGCUAGGACUGGCAAUCGAGACAACUACGUAGUUGCAUCAACGUUGCGUCCGAAAGUCGAUAUCGACGGCAGCCACUCCUCGGCUCAAGGUGACAGGGAAGGGUGUAUUCACACACGUCUUAGUUUUCGAGACCGUUGUAACGUACCCCAACCCUACGUCCCUCGAGUCCGCUCACGCUCUCGAAAAGCCGUCAACACUCGCCCAACGAGGGCAUCUUCCAAGCCACGCCAAAAGGCGGCUUCGGAAGCGAGUGCAGGUUGGUGCUGGUUUCAUCGAUCCUUUGGAUCUGGUGCCCGCCGUUGUCGAGCCCCGUGCUCAUACAAGGCGGGAAACUCCAAAGCCGGCGAGUAAAAGCGGCCGUACUCGCCGGCCCUGCCCCCCAGGUUGGCCGUUUAUUUUAUGUGCACGAUUAUCGCACAAACGCCAGGUACCUAGUGGAUACAGGUGCCCAAGUUUCUGUCGUACCACGAGGUAUCAUCAAGUCACAAGCUACAAUGCUUCGACUACGCGCUGCAAAUGGCUCAGCCAUUCCUACCUACGGUACACGACAACUCGCGGUCAACCUGGGCAACCGACGACGGUAUCUGUGGACGUUCAUCAUUGCUGAUGUUCCCACAGCCAUACUAGGUAUUGAUUUCCUACAGCACUAUGAAUUGCUAGUCGAUUCACGUAGGCUGCAGCUAAUCGAUACUUCGUCGAACAGCAAAUUCAUGGGCUUUAAAGCUCACACAAACGCGUACCGAAUCCUCGGCACUUUUUAUUCGCGUGACGAUAAAUUCCACGCCUUAUUCGAGAAAUUCCCCAGAUUAACUAAACCAUUCGAGGAGAUUUCAUCGGUGACCAAUCGUGUGGUACACCACAUAGUCACCCGCGGACCACCAGUCACGGCAAGACCACGCCGACUGGCACCGGACAAAUUAGCCUUCGCUAAACGUGAGUUUGACAAUUUACUAUCUGCUGGUAUUAUUCGUCCUUCUCACAGUCCUUGGGCCUCUCCUUUACACAUGGUGCGCAAAAAGGAUGGGGUUAGUUGGAGACCAUGCGGCGACUACCGAGCAUUAAACGUAGUUACGCGCUUUGAUAGCUACCCCAUCCCCCACAUACACGACAUCACGGCAUCGCUCAAGGGCACGACUAUCUUUUCUAAGAUCGAUCUGGUACGAGCAUAUCACCAGAUCCCAGUCGCUCUUGAAGACAUCGAAAAAACUGCUAUCACGACUCCUUUCGGUCUGUUUGAGUUCCUACGAAUGCCAUUUGGAUUACGAAAUGCUGCUCAAACUUUUCAAAGGUUUAUCGAUAGCAUAGUACGAGACUUGGAUUUUGUUCACGUCUAUAUUGAUGACCUGCUGAUCGCAUCAUCAAACGUAGAUGAACAUUAUCAACACCUUACGCUAUUAUUCCAACGUCUUUCGGAUAAUGGAAUAGUAGUCAACCCAGAGAAAUGUGAGUUGGGUAAAUCAGAAAUAAUAUUUCUGGGUCACAUCAUCAGACAAGAGGGUAUUCUGCCUUGCGAGGACAAAAUUCGAGCAAUCAAGGAGUACAACGUGCCGUCCUCAAUCAAGGAACUGAAGGCUUUCCUCGCUUUGGUUAACUUCUACCGACGUUUUAUCCCACACGCGGCAGAACGGUUACGACCAUUAACCGAUUUACUACGCGGUAAUCCACGCAAAUUAGAACUAAACGAUACCGCACGUACUGCAUUCUCAGAGAUCAAAACGGCUCUCGCUGAAGUUACACUUCUCGCUCAUCCUGACCCAUCAGCCACGCUUAGUAUAGCGGUUGAUGCAUCAGAUUUCGCUAUAGGAGCUGUUAUGCAACAGAAUAUCUCCGGUAGUUGGCAACCCCUUGAAUUUUUCUCACGACGCCUUACUCCCACGGAGACGAGAUAUAGCGCUUUUGGUCGCGAGCUGCUUGCAGCCUACUGCGCCAUCAAACAUUUCCGGCACGCAGUAGAAGGACGUCAAUUCAUCUUAUUCACCGACCAUAAGCCCUUAACGUAUGCCCUGCAUACCAAGUCUGACCGCUACUCACCACGAGAGUGCAGACAUUUGGACUAUAUCUCACAGUUCACGACAGACCUUCGUCACAUUAAAGGCGAGUCGAACUAUGUUGCCGAUGCUCUUUCACGUAUCCAGACGAAUGCAGUUACUUUACCGGUGCUCGAUCUUCCUGCUAUGGCCGCCGCACAAGCAAACGAUCCUGUCUGUACAGAAGCACCACAAUCUUCGUCCCUUCAGUGUCAGGAAGUACCCCUAGCUACUAGCUCAGGUACUAUCCUAUGUGAUAUUUCUACCGGUCUACCUCGACCCAUCGUACCCUCUACCUAUCGCCGUCUCGUAUUUGAUGCCCUUCAUGGAUUGUCUCAUCCAGGUAUCGCAGCCACAUUACGUCUCAUUGCUGCACGAUACGUCUGGCCGUCCAUGAAUAAAGAUGUUCGUAUGUGGGUAAAGCAAUGCUUACAGUGUCAACGAUCAAAAGUGCACAGGCACGUAGCUGCCCCCAUUGGCACGUUCGCUACGCCUGAUGCUCGCUUUGAUCACGUUCAUAUAGACAUUGUAGGACCGUUGCCACCAUCGCAUGGGUAUGAUCACAUACUCACGUGCAUUGACCGUUUUACAAGAUGGCCCGAAGCUAUUCCCAUCACGUCCAUCACGGCGGAGACAGUUGCUCACCGCUUCGUAGAACGAUGGAUAGCAUUGUACGGUUGUCCAUCGACUGUCACGACUGACCGAGGACAACAAUUUGAGUCCAAUUUAUUCUCCUCACUGACCCGGCUGCUUGGUACGGAACGCAUACGCACUACCGCCUACCAUCCAGCAUCGAAUGGUUUAGUCGAACGGUUUCAUCGCCAACUUAAAAGUGCUCUCCGAGCACACGAAAACGACAAUUGGUACGAAACCUUACCGCUCGUUCUCUUAGGCAUCAGAACGAGUUUGAAGGCAGAUAUCCAAUGUUCCGCCGCUGAACUUGUAUACGGCACGACAUUGCGUCUGCCUGGGGAAUUCUUCACACCACGGAGCAGUAAUGAUUUCGGUAAAUCAGACUACGUCCAUCGACUGUCUGCAUUUAUGCGAACGCUGUCUCCGGUGUCAACUCGAAUACAACAUCGACAGGUCGCUCUCCCUCGAGAGUUAUCUACCUGUUCACAUGUUUUCAUACGAGUAGAUUCGGUACGCAAACCUCUACAACAGCCUUACGAAGGCCCUUUUCACGUGAUCUCUCGUCACGAAAAGACCUUCAAGGUUGAUCGACACGGCCGCGUCGAGAUCGUCAGCAUUGAUCGUCUCAAACCAGCACACGUCGAUGACAGUGCCCUACCCGAUAACUUGAGACUCAAUGCUAGACCUACCAAACCUUCUAGCGGGAUCUCUACGUCUACCUCGGAUCCCACGCUAGAUACAUCAGAGACCUCGUUCUCACGUCCCGGUCAACAGCACGCGUCAUCUGCACCAUCUAUGGACGAGACUCCCGUCUCACGUCCAGAUCGGCAGACCACGCCGCCCUUGACCUCGGAUGAGAUCGCAGGCUCACGAAGUACGAACGAGACCACCGUCUCACGUUCCGGUCGCCGAGUACGAUUACCCGUACGCUUUCGCGACUAACCGCACAGUCAAUAAUGGAUACGGUGUAGGAUUAUUCCUAUACUACACGCAUGCUACACUUUUCUUUUUUUUGAUUUUUUUUGUAUCCUGAGCCCACGCCUCCGACCAUCGUCCAUUUGAUAACGUCGACUUCAGUCAACUUUGACGAAAGCUGGUUUGGCCACCCAUGCUCUAGUCAACGCACUCAGUCGAUUAUCUGGUUUCGAAUUCGCCUGGCAUACGCUUGGUCUUUAUGGUCGCGUCCGGUUUCUUGGCUCAACGUGGUUUCGUCCUACGUCUGCAGCGUUUUCUGGUCCACAUCCGUACGAACGCAAUCAUCAGAUCCUGGAUACAAACCACUCUGGUUUGGUAUGCUAACUCGACCAACAAAUACAGCACACUUCUCCUGGUACCGUUCUGCGCAAAAGACUUUCGUUGGCAACUCGAGGAUCAAUGAUCACUUCCUGUUCCGCCAACUUCCUCCGUCCUACAACCGCAAUUCUGCCGAUCAGUCCCACGAAUCAAACCGCUAACUAUCGAAAGUGUAAACCCUUUCUAGCGGGGGGCUCCUGUAGUGACCUACUUUUGUCAACAGAACACGAUUGGUUCGAUGAAAACAAUUAUUAUUAUAACCAAUUGUACCAGUGACUGUUUUACUGUGCUCGUUUGUUUAACUGUGCUAAUAACAGCCAUUUUGGGCUUCCAUUGAAUUCCAUUGCUUUUACGCGGCUUUUGGACUACGCACGUAUCUUAUCUUGCCGUUCGCAACUGUACUCCUUUGGCACGAUCUCGGUAUUCUUUCGAUACCACGAGAUCGCCAACAAAUAUAUACGACUACUACAAUC